AUGGUUCAAACCAGAAAGGGAAGACAAGUUGGUAGGGUUUCUUUAAUUGAUUUUGAAGGUGAUGUUGUCCUUGAUGAAUAUGUGAAACCUUAUGCUUAUAUUACCAACUAUUUGACAAGAUGGAGUGGUUUGAGAAAAAGAGAUAUUCUAGGAGCUCCUAAUCGAUUAGAAGAUAUUCAAGAACAGUUAACAGAUAUCAUUAGUUCAGAUGAUAUAUUAAUCGGACAUGCUAUAUACAAUGACUUGAAUGUCUUGAAAUUAAGACAUCCAAAAAUUAUAGAUACUGCUGAGCUUUAUGAAUAUGAUGCCCCGAAUCCUAAUGGUCAAGUUGGUUUGAAACAAUUGGCUAGAGAUUAUCUUGGCUGGAAUAUUCAAAUGGGACCUCAUGAUUCAGUGGAAGAUGCAAGAGCUACUUUGGCAUUGGUUGAGCUUAAAUUACCAAAACGUCGCCGUCGUUUCUUAAGAGAGAGUACUACAUUUGAAAGGAAAAUAGAUUGGUUUUAG
Hansenula anomala is the source of this 504-nucleotide messenger RNA. RefSeq names its product RNA exonuclease. Gene Ontology annotation, molecular function: exonuclease activity; nucleic acid binding. Gene Ontology annotation, cellular component: nucleus. The transcript has a single exon. The record is from RefSeq and is a predicted model, not a curated record. The coding region runs from base 1 to 504 and encodes 167 amino acids. NCBI's taxonomy places the organism in Eukaryota, Fungi, Ascomycota, Saccharomycetes, Phaffomycetales, Wickerhamomycetaceae.